CGGGGCCGGGGGGCGGGCGGGAGGAGGUGGUAUUUAGCAGGGCGCUGAGGGGUGGAGGGGUGGUGUUUUGGGGGUGAGUGCAGUCAUGGCGUCUGUAGUAAGGAAAAUUAUCAGCACUACUAAAGCACCUUUACCGCUGGGUGCCUACAGCCAAGCUGUGCUUGUAGACCGGACCAUGUACGUUGCAGGACAGAUAGGUAUAGAACCUUCCAGUGGGCAGCUUGUGCCUGGAGGUGUAAGGGAAGAAGCUAAGCAGGCACUAAAAAAUUUGGGAGAAAUCCUGAAAGCUGCAGGCUGUGACUAUAGCAAUGUUGUGAAGACUACGGUUUUUAUGGCCGACAUAAAGGACUUCAAUGAUAUGAAUGAUGUCUACGGACAAUUUUUCACAUCACGCUUCCCAGUCAGAGCAGCCUUUCAGGUUGCUGCUUUGCCAAAAGGUGCCCAGAUUGAGAUUGAAGCUAUUGCCAUUCAAGGACCCAUUCUUGAUGUAUAAGCGAAGACUGAAUAUGCUACACCAAGCUUACCUGGAAAGAAUGGAUUAGUGUUGGGACUUGAUCACGAUUUUUCAUACUGAAGCAAUUGCUAAACAAGGUGGAUAUUCAUUUCAGAAGGAAGAAAGUGAUGCUUCUCCAAAAUAACGUCCUCAUAGUUAUGAAUCAGCUGCAAAUGAAUCUCUACCUGCAACCUUUUUUGUAGUCUCUUUCAUAGCAAUUCAACAUUGAUUAUACUGUGAUUGGGGGGGGUGUCAAAAGGCAUUCCAAUUGUAUGAGGGCGAAGUAACCUGUUUAAUGAGAAAUAAAUAAUAAUUGCAUGUUUAAAAA
Numida meleagris (helmeted guineafowl) is the source of this 821-nucleotide messenger RNA. It is a transcript of the gene RIDA, whose product is annotated as reactive intermediate imine deaminase A homolog. The transcript has 7 exons. Lineage: Eukaryota; Metazoa; Chordata; Aves; Galliformes; Numididae. The record is from RefSeq and is a predicted model, not a curated record. Gene Ontology annotation, molecular function: deaminase activity. Bases 86 to 493 code for a protein of 135 amino acids. Gene Ontology annotation, cellular component: cytosol.